AUGAAAUACUAUUUACUAUUGUUAUGUUAUGUAGCGUUUGUCAAAUGUGAUAAAUUAAAGUUUGUACAAACUAUUUGGCGUCACGGUGACCGAGCGCCUGGUGAUUUACCGUACCCGUUGGACAAGUACGAUGAAAGUUACUGGCCGAGAGGAUGGAGUAUGUUGACUACGGUAAGUGUAAUAAUUUACAAUAUUUGAUAGAAUGGUAGGGUAUAAUGAAUGUACGGCAAGGCAGGAUGUGGUAGGGUAGGGUAGGCUAAGCUAGGGUAGGGUAGGUAAGGUAAAAUAGGGUAGGGUAGGGUCUAAAUGUGUUUUUCUAACCUUUAACAUUUCCUCAUUUCCAGGAAGGUAUGAAGCAGAUGCACGAUCUAGGCAAAUUCUACCGUGAACGUUAUGUAGAAGAAGACUUUAUUAGUUCCGAGUUCAACUCAUCUGAAGUUUACAUUCAAACCAGUGAAUCUGACAGAGCUAUCCAAAGUGCUCAAGCUAUGUUAAGUGGACUGUAUCCUCCAAAAGAUUCGGAUCAGUUUGACGAUGAUAUUAAUUGGCAUCCAGUCCCAGUUCAUGGUAGUGAACCUACUGGGAAAGAUAUGGUAAGAUCGGCAUUUCUUAUAUUGUAAAGAUUAAAAUGUCUUACUGGAUAUUGUUAUCACAAAGGAUAAUUAUUAGGUUGUUCAAAUAAUUCUGUGCCUUCUAAUUUUGAAACUUACUUUGAGAGGGGUACAGAAUUAUUUGAACAACUAAUAGUUUGAUAGUUUAAAAAUUAUAAAAAAUCGAAUUUUCAGUUAUUGAAACCAACGUCUUUUGACUGCCCUACAUACGAAUCAAGCUACGAUCCUAUAGAGACAAAGCUGGACAGUGAGUUGAUGGAAGAGUACAAAGAGCUUGUUACUUUUCUACAGCCAGUUAGUGGAUAUGGCAGUAACAUGACUAUGAAAAAUGUAAUUUUAUUUCAUCACUAUACUUUACUUUGUAACUGUGUUUUCUAAAGAGUGAUAGGAUAAUAUUGUGAUAAUGAUGAAGAGUUUACAUUGCUUUGAAAUUAUAAAAGUGUUGAUUGUCUACUGUCUUCUUACUAUUCUACCAAUAUAUUUUUUGUGAAAAAUUUUUUUAAAUCAUUUUUUGAUGCUUAUAAUCUUCUUACCUAUUCAAACACUAUUUCCAGGCAGUAGACAUAGCAGACGUCCAACUAGAACUCUUGCAUAACCUGGAUGAUCAGCCUUCUUGGUUGUCCAAGAAAUGGGAUCAGUAUGACGAAAAAAAAACAUUGGAGAUAUUGUUAAAGCUAAAAGAAAAGAGAAGACUAAACGAGUUUGCAGACCCCAGUCUAGCCAAGUUAGUUGGGGGAUACCUAUUGGGGGAUUGGUUGAAAAGACUUGAGCAAGUACAAAAUGGUACUCAAAUGGAAAGAAUGAUCAUGUAUUCUGCUGUAAGUAUAGCACAACUUUUUAUAGGGGGCGCACAAUUAUUUGAACAACUUAAUACAACAUUUUUUAAAAGUUUUUGGUUGAUUAUGAUUAUAUAACUCUUGGUUAGUGAGAAAAGUAUGACCCAGAAUAGAAUUAAAUGUACUUUUCAGCACGAUGGAACGUUGUUAUCACUAACGGGUACGAUGGGUGUAUUGGACGACGAAAUGAUACCGUAUGCUAGUGCUUUGAUCAUGGAAGUUAGUGAAGACGACGAUAAGUUGUAUGUCAAAGUAGGUGAACAUUAGUGUGGUCAAAAUGUUAAAACUUGUUAUUAUGCUACAGUAUUGAAUGAUUGCUAAUCAUUUAAAUACUAUAACAACAUAAUAACACGACAAUGAUAUACUAUAUCAUACUGUUGUGACUUUAACCUUCGGUGUUCUUGUAACACAACAAAGCUGAUGUGACCUAUAGUGGUUCAUACUAUACUAUCAUAAUAAUGUUUUUAAUAUCCAGAUGUACUACAGAAAAACCGAUUACGAUAGCCUGAAGCAAGAUAAAGACGGUGAUUUCAAAUUGAAAAAGUUGAAAUUUAAGUGUGGCGAGAAAUGUCAUCUCGAUGAGUUUAUCGCCGAGAUGAAGCCGCAAGCUACAUACUCAAAAUUAGACGUGUAUAAGGUAAAUUCAACGUCAUUUCAUUAUUUGAAAGCUUUACCGUUGUAAUAGUUUGUUCAAAAAUGCUGUGCUUUCUCUCAAAGUCAAUUUUUAGGGUUAAGGGGCACAGAAUUAUUUGAACAACCUAAUAUUACAUUAUAUUAAAACCAUAUACAUUAUUUUUAAUUCUAUAUAAUUAAUUGAUGACACAAUAAUUUAUCGAAGGUCUUUCAUAAUAAUACUCUUUUUAGCAAUGUGGACUUCAGUAUUGUGUUCAAAUGCUAGAUGACCAGCCUUGUUGUAAGUUAAUUCUAAUUCAAUCUUAAAAGAUCUUUAUUAGAAUGUCACAAAGUCUAGUCACCCAAUCUUGCACAGUAAAAGCGACAAGACUUUUGCGGCAUUUGACAUAAGUAGCUGGUUUAAAAAAGGUUUUUUUAAACUUUUUCUUCACUUAUUUAAGGUAUAAUAUAUUUAUAAUAUAAAGGUCAAGGUUCUACUGCGAUUAUCUUUAUGAAGCUUUACUUUAUAUUUUUAGAAUUGAUUCGGCUCAAUAUGAACAACAUGACUGUAACUGCUAAGUGAAUUACACUCUAAAGCAAAAUUUUUAUUGUUUUUUUUAAUAUAAGGCAUGAUUCUGAAAAAACAUAGAAUAUUUGUGAGGUGAGCGCUUAAAAAUGCUAUCAAAAGGUGUUUUUUAAAAAUUUUUUUGUUUGAAAACUAGAAAAAAGUAAAUAAUAUUUGUAUUUUAUAUUGUCCAUGACAAAUCAUAUCAGGAUAGAUUUUUUUUGUCCUCGAAAUUUGGAAUCACGAAGGAUUUGGUUCUAUUUCCGUGUUGUUAUUGAAUCAUGAGUGAAAGGUCGCUCGAGAGCAAGUUACUAAACCCAGGAAAACGAAAAGUUUUGUUUGUUCUUUUGACAUUUCUUUUAUCACACUAUAUGCUUUCUUUUUUACAUAGCAUAGCUAAGAGUUUACUUUGGCGUCUAUAAUAACUUGAACUAUUAUUUAUUUGGUUUUUACUGUCAUUUAAAGUUAAUUAUUGACAUUUAACAGUAUCUAAUGUCAGUUUAAAGGCUUUUUUAUAACUAUAUCACUAAAUAUAUUGUUUUAAACUAAAUUAUUGAAGUAUUAAGUUAUAUUGUUGUACAUAUAUACGUUUUGGGCUUAAAAUACAGUAUCAAAUAAAGAUACUGUAAGUUUGUUAAAGUAAGCUUGCAUAUAAGUAUGAAGUACUGUAUAUUACUGCUAUUUUAUAUAGUAUGUGUAAAAUGUGACAAACUAAGGUUUGUACAAACUAUUUGGCGGCACGGUGACAGGGCCCCUUCUCAGUUACCGUACCCUUUGGACAAGUAUAAUGAAAGCUACUGGCCGAGAGGAUGGAGCAUGUUGACUACGGUAAGUGUAGUAGUUUACUGUAUUUGAUGGAAUAACAGGGUAGGGUAGGGUAGUUAUAUUAACAUUUAAAACAUUUACAGCAAGGAAUGGCUCAAAUGUUCAACCUCGGCAAAUUCUACCGUGAACGCUACGUAGACACAGGCUACAUUAAUCGUGAAUUCAAGAUUUCUGAAGUCUACAUUCAAUCCAGUGAGUCUGACAGAGCUAUCCAAAGUGCUCAAGCUAUGUUAAGUGGACUAUAUCCUCCAAAAGGCUCUGAUCUCUUUAAUAGUGCAAUUUACUGGCAGCCGGUUCCAGUUCAUGGAAGUCAGAAGCUUGGAAAGGACAUGGUGGGUUAUCAUAAUAAUCUUUUUAAACAUAUUUUCGAUAGUAACAUAUUAGGUUGUUCAAAUAAUUCUGUGCUUCACUCCAAAAAUUUGGAUGGAGAGGGAGCACAGAAUUAUUUGAACAACUUAAAAGACGAUUUCUGAGACCAUGAAGCAUCCUGAAACGGCCAUGUGCCCUAGAAAUUUACCCCCUGUUUUUAUUUGAUAAAUCGAUAACUAGGACCGUUUUAAGACACAUGGUAAAGCGAUUUUGGCUAAAAUACCGUUUUGGCAUUUUUAUGCCACUUUUUGACAUAGUUUCAGUUUUCAGUUUAUUUACUAG
This is a messenger RNA of Bursaphelenchus okinawaensis, 4100 nucleotides long. The record is from the annotation of a GenBank genome assembly. NCBI's taxonomy places the organism in Eukaryota, Metazoa, Nematoda, Chromadorea, Rhabditida, Aphelenchoididae.